ACAUUUUCGUAAACAGACGGCUUAUUUCCUCUCAACAUUUAAAGAAAUCUUAUUCAGUGUAAAAAUGAAUUUCAAUCAAUUAAUAUCCUUACAGGCGACAUGUCUGAGAGAGGCAAGAAAAUAUUUGCAUCGGCCGGAAUCUCAACAUCAUUAGACACUGUGUUAGCGACAACAUUAGGUACAACGUAUCAUUCUAGACUGAAGAAAAGCAAUCCAAAUUUGUUAAGUGAAAAAAGUUUAAGUAAUAAUUCAUCGAAAAGUUCGAGUGGAUCAAGUUUGACAUUAACCAAUAAUAAUCUUAUUAAUAGCAAUAAUAACAAUAUUAUAAAUAGUGAAAAAAAUCAGUAUCCACAUCAUCAGUUUUAUUGUUCUCAAAUUUCAACAUCUGCAAAUUGGCAAUCGAACCGGAACAGCAUUUCCUCACAAAAGCGACGAUCAGGACUCAGCACUGGUCUAGCCAUGUCACAAACAGACGAAUUUCACACACCAAAUUAUCUCUCAUGGAGGAAGCUACAACUGAGUCGAGCGAAACUGAAAGCAUCUAGUAAAACAUCUGCCCUUCUGUCUGGUUUCGCAAUGGUGGCAAUGGUGGAAGUCCAAUUAAAUAAUGACACUAAGGUUCCACUAGGAAUGCUUAUUGCCUUUUCAGUAUGCACAACACUCCUCGUAGCGGUCCACAUGCUCGCAUUAAUGAUAAGUACCUGUAUUUUACCAAACAUUGAGACUGUAUGUAAUCUACAUAGUAUAUCACUCGUACAUGAGUCACCACAUGAGAGACUUCAUUGGUACAUUGAAAUUGCAUGGGCAUUUUCAACACUAAUAGGUUUAGUACUAUUUUUGAUAGAAAUUGCGAUACUUUGUUGGGUUAAAUUUUACGAUUUAUCGCAAGCGGCAGCUUGGUCAGCCUGUAUUGUAUUAGUUCCAGUACUCAUCGUAUUUUUAGCAUUUGCAAUUCAUUUUUAUCGAAGUCUCAUGACGCACAAGUAUGAAGUAUCAGUAUCAGGCAUAAGAGAAUUAGAAAUGUUGCGUGAGCAAAUUGAACAAGAUAAUCAAGUCGAUCAACAUCGUAGACGCAAUCCGAAUGGACUAAACUAUUCACCAGCUGGAACUGAAGUUGUGUAGAGCUUCCAAACAUCCAGACUGACAUAUCUUGUGAUCAAACUUAUGCCAUUAAUAGAUUAAAAUUGAAUCAUUGACGCUAAAAGUAAAGAAUUAAAAGCAAGAAAAAUUACUGAAAUAAGAAACAUAAAAAAACUCCACUAAUGAAAAAUCUCAAAAGUGAUAUAAAGGAACUUUAAUCGAAUUACG
This is a messenger RNA of Chironomus riparius, 1308 nucleotides long. The record is from the annotation of a GenBank genome assembly. Lineage: Eukaryota; Metazoa; Arthropoda; Insecta; Diptera; Chironomidae.